Molecule: messenger RNA, 2548 nt
Organism: Caenorhabditis auriculariae
Lineage: Eukaryota; Metazoa; Nematoda; Chromadorea; Rhabditida; Rhabditidae
Source: the annotation of a GenBank genome assembly
AUGUUUUGGGAUGAAUUUGUGUCGGCCAACUGGGAGCACAAAGGUCCUGUCGUGCUCCUUUUCAUCAUCCUCCUCAUCAUGCUCUUCGCCUGCGUCCGAGACUGUCGUUCCUCUAAGCAGCAGGUAACAAUAAUUAUAAUAGGUAUAAAACAUACCGUAAACCCACUUCAUACAGUAUAAAUAGAUUAAAUACCAGAAAAAAUGCAGUAAAAUAACGAGAAAUGAAAAUCCACUUUAACGAGUAGACUCUGAUCCGGAGUUAAGCAAGAAUUCAACCGAACGGGAAAGAAUUGAUUUUUGAAAUUUGGGAGUUUGACCUAUAGAGGAUCAGUGUAAAAUUUGAAAUCGGCUGACUCUUUUUUACACAUUUUUAUCUCACCAUGGUCAGAACGUGUUGAACUGCAUUUUGAUAGAGUGAGUCUGCAUUUCGAAAAUGACUUAUGAACUACAAAGUGAUCCCUAUAGGAGCAAACUCGGGGUCUGUUGCAAGUUCUCCUCUAGAGAUCCCUCUACCUCCCCUUUAGGGGCCCUUGAUGAAGCUUGCAAAAGUGGCCCCUCUAAGAGUUAGUUAGCGGCCCCUUAUAGAAGUUUAAGCUUUAGGGGCUUAGUGGUCAGACUUUCAACCCCUUUAGGGACGACCUUAACUUUAUCCCGGCAGGGGGCACUUUUUUUGUCCACUAUAGGUAGGGACCGCAGGCCAAUUUCCAAAGUCAGUGAUAUAAAGUUGAAACCUAUAUGAAAAGAAAGCUGAUGGCAAUCGAGAGCUAACUGCGAAAACAGAAAAGAAAAAAAUAUGAAAAAAAUGAAAAAAGUUAUAAGCAAAAAAAGUGGCGAAAUCGGGGAACCACUUUUUGUGUAGAAACUUUCGUCAGGGUCGCAGGAAAAAGGGGCGUGUUUAUAGAUGCCGCGCGCUCCUUGCUGUGCGUUAAUUCACGCAGGAGACGUUUCGAAAAACAUAUUUAUUUGUGUUUUUUUAGAAGUUUUUAAAUGAAAUAUUAGAGUUUUUCAUAUUGAAUAUUGCUCUUUUUCAAUAUCAGCCUACUCUUCAAGCACUCACGCUGCUGAAAAAGCAAGUUUUGAAGAAGGUUUCAAUGCAUUUCGUAAAAAAAGAAAAUAACCGACAAAAUAGACCUCUGCGAAGGACUAACAGCAUUAAACCGAAUUGAAAAUGUAACAGUCUACUAAGAAAUUUACUGAAAAAAAUAUGUAAAUAAUCACCAAGUCCUUUUUUUCAGAGAGUUUUUUUAAAAAAGGGCGUAAACGUUUUUUUACUUUUUGACUUUCUACUUCUUUUUAUUUUUUUCUCUAAAGUUUGUGCGUCUACAUGGAGUGUACGUAAACAAUUUUUUAGAACUCUUUACUUGACAUUCUGAAAAAAAUUCAAAAAAAGUUGAGUAAAAGCGAAAUUUAAUACUUUUUCUCGCUGCUAUAAUGGAUAUAAUGAUAUAGGAAAAAGAUUCCAAUUAUGAAAUGAGUAAAAAGCAACUAUAAAGCCACAAUAAAAUGAGAAAACUUGAAUAGAAUACAUAAAUAGUUAAAAAAAAACCUUCUUCACGCUUUCGAAAAAUUUCGUGGCCUUCGCGGUGUCUGCAGAUUUCCAGCGACGCGCAGUUUUAAAAAUAACUUUCGAGCGUUUAAAUUAACCAUACUUUUCGGGCCAUCCUAGGAAUUUUUUUAUUUUUUGAUAUGUUGUAGAGAAAUGUCUAAUGUUUGAUAUUAUGAAAUAAAAAAACUUGCCCAGAACGCUUUGGGCCGUUUUUCGAAGCGUUACAAAAAAACGGAAAUUUCAAGCUUUCAUAUAAACUAUAUAAUCGAUGAAAAAAACUUAGUUUUUCUAUUUUUUUAAAAUUUGCAAACAACUGCAAACAACCGUUUAAAAAAAUAUAAUCAGUAAUUAUCGAUUGCGUUUUUUUCGAAAAAGGAAUUUCGAAAAUCGUGAUUUUUCAAAUUGCGUUAUUUUUUUGAGGCCAACCAUAGAAUUUUUUUAUUUUUUUGUCAGAAUAUGCGUUUUUUUAGUUGCUUUAUGAUAUUCAAGAAUAAAAAAAGUUGCCCAGAAACUUUCAAGAAAAAAACGGGAUUUUUUUAUCCGUUUUUCGGCCACAAAUGCGUUUUUAAAAAAACUGUCGUCAUAAAUUCAUAUUUCUCAUUUUUUUCAGUGUUUUUCUUUUUAUGUAGGAUUGUUAAGCAUAGCCGAUUGUAUGUUUCCCCAAUUUUUUUCUCAAAUCGGUACAAGAAAACUGUUUUUAAAAUAUAAAAAAAGAACCAAAAAUGCAACGAAAAUGACGAAGUUUUUUUGAACAGCGAAGUGGGCGUGGCUCUGCGGUCCCCUAACUAUAGGGCUGGUGUUUCCCUUAAUCUCUAUAGGGACCACUCUGGCUUUCCUAUUUGUUUCGCCGUGAUUUUAAUCUUUUUUCUUCUUACUUUCACUAAAACCUCCAAUUUCCAGGAGUCCUUCGAUCCGCAAAGAAUGACUGAACCGCAAGCGCCACCGCCGAAGAUUACCGUAACCGACGGAAAAACUGGUGUAGAGCGAGUAAUUCAAGAAUGA